Molecule: messenger RNA, 1056 nt
Organism: Carlito syrichta (Philippine tarsier)
Lineage: Eukaryota; Metazoa; Chordata; Mammalia; Primates; Tarsiidae
Product: putative P2Y purinoceptor 10
Biological process (GO): phospholipase C-activating G protein-coupled receptor signaling pathway; positive regulation of Rho protein signal transduction
Cellular component (GO): membrane
Molecular function (GO): G protein-coupled receptor activity
Source: RefSeq, a predicted model, not a curated record
AUGAGAAGUAACAACAGAAACAGUAAAAGAGCAAAGUGCACUGAUCUUGAAAUGCCAUUUCAGUACCCCCUCUAUGCAACUACCUAUAUCCUCAUAUAUCCUGGUCUUCUGGCCAACAGUGCAGCCUUGUGGAUUCUGUGCUGCUUCAUCAGCAAGAAAAAUAAAGCUAUCAUUUUCAUGAUUAACCUUUCUGUGGUUGACCUUGCUCAUGUGCUGUCCUUACCCCUCCAGAUUUACUAUUAUAUCAGCCACCACUGGCCUUUUCUGAAGGCUGUAUGCUUGCUGUGCUUCUACCUGAAGUAUCUCAACAUGUAUGCCAGUAUUUGCUUCCUGACCUCCAUCAACCUUCAGAGGUGCUUUUUUCUUCUCAAGUCCUUCAGGACCAGAGACUGGAAGCGUAGGUAUGAUUUGGGCAUCAGCGCUGCCAUCUGGGUCAUUGUGGGGACUGCCUGUUUGACACUUUCUAUUCUGAGAAGCACUGACUUAGCCAACCACACUGAAUUCUGCUUUGCUGAUUUAAAACUUAGCCACAUUAGCAUGGCUUCUUCCAUUGGUAUGGAAACUGUAGCCGAACUUGGAGGAUUUGUAUUGCCUGUUGUAAUUAUUACUUAUUGCACAUGGAAAACAAGAAAAUAUUUACAGGAAUUUCAAACUCCCCCUCAGAAUAGCGAAGAGAGAAAAAAAGCUUUGAGAAUAGUUCUGAUGUGUGCAAUUGUGUUCGUUGUAUGUUUCACCCCUUACCACCUCAACUUCCCAUUCUUUAUUAUGGUGAAGCAACAUGUCUUCUCAAACUGCUCCUUUAUUAAGAGCACACUCUAUUUUCACAUCAUUUAUCUGUGUAUUGCUAAUCUGAAUUGCUAUCUUGAUCCAGUUGUGUAUUAUUUCAUGACCUCAGAAUUUCAUGAUCAACUUUCAGAACAUAAUGGCUUGUUUUUUCAGUCGUGUGUGAAAUGUCAGGACAGUGCUUUGAAAAUUCACUAGAGGAAGAAAGAUCUUCAAACUACCUCUCUUGAAUGUUUGGAUAUUCCAAGACAAUGUAAUCAAAUAAUUAGCUAG